AUGUGCGGUGGAGCACUGUUGAGCUCUGGACUAUGUCGGUUUUCAGAGCUCACACCCGGACAGUUCGGGCUCACAAAACAAUUGGUGUUCCGACUUGCUCUCCCACAUAUCACUCUUCUAGUUGUUUCAAUUUUAUAUGCAGUUUUUGGCGGUUGGAUGUUAACAUUAAUCAAGUACAGUCAACAAACUACUCAUCAAGCAAUCAUGUUUGAUCAAACACGACAGAGUUUUGCGAAGAAGUUGGCAGGAAUAGGAGAUAAAGAAGAUUUUGAAACGAUUGUUAAUGAGUUAGUUGAGAAAACAUACGAGUUUUAUACAAUGGAAGAUGGACAUAGAUGGCAAGAAGCAGCAUUUAAUUCAAAUCCAUUGACCAACUUCACAUCGAAUCUUUUUUUCGCUGCAACUACAUUAACUUCAAUAGGAUAUGGAAUUGAUGCUCCGGAAUCGCUUGUUGGUCGCGUAUUCUGCCUAGUUUAUCUGUUUUUUGGAAUCCCACUCUACCUCAUCACAAUCGCAGAUAUGGCAAAGUUUUGCACAGAGUUGAUGAAUCGAACUUAUACUGAAAUCAUCAAGUACAAAUAUAGAGUGAAACGACGAUACAAAAGAUGGAAAUCUGGACGGAUUCGAAGAGAAUCGAUGAAAGUAGGUCAAGUGAUCAUUGCUGGUGGAGAAGACGAAGUAGCAGAAUUUCUGUGGACUCACUUGGAACAUGCACAAUUUGUGGAAGUUCCGUUCCUUCUGGUAAUCGGAAUUCUUCUUCUUUAUAUUGGAUUGAGUUCUUGGAUCAUUUCUUGGGUUGAGAACUGGAAUAUGACUGAUGGAUUCUAUUUUGUCAUGAUGAGUGUUCUCACCAUUGGAUUUGGAGAUCUGGUCCCUCGAAAUGAGAUCUUUGCCGUCCCGAUUCUUUUCAUCAUUCUCGCUGGUCUGGUUCUCACCACCACUUGUGUUGACGUGGUUGGAGCAUAUUAUAUAGAUAGGCUUCACUUCUUUGGAAGGAGACUUGAUGACGAUCCCUUGUCAUGGCUGAAAGAAGUACAACAAAGAAGAAUAGAAGCAAUGAAAAAGGAGGCGAUGAGAAAAUUAUUCGAGACUGUAACAGCACUUCAUCACAUUCGAUUAACUGCUUUCAAACAACUAACCCAAAACUACGAUGACCACCUUCGAAGUAAGGCUCCAGAUCCACCAAGACAUCUCGUUGCAUCUCAUGCCACUGCUGAUUCAGUGAUGCUUCGAUGGAGUGCUCCGAUUUACGUGGAUGAAGGAAAAAGAUAUUGGUACACGAUAACGUACAAACCAAGAACACCUCAACGACGAAAUAACGUAGUCGCAGUUGAUUUUAUAAACAAAGAUCGUUACCUGGUAACUGGUCUGAAAUCAUUCACGCUAUAUGAGUUCAGUGUUUAUGUCACUACAAGAUAUGGACAAAGUGUUCCUAUCAAAGUACAAGAAUAUACAGAACCGUGCACUGUUCCACAAUCAGUAAGAAUCGAUGCGAUCUCCGAUGAGACGGCUACAAUUUCAUGGAGAGCUCCUAAAAUGAACAAUGGACCAGAAUCAUAUAUAAUCCAGUUUGUACAAGAGCCUGCUCCACAGUUUGUGUAUUGGAAUAAGUAUCGAGUUGGAUCAUCAACAAGGUUCACUCUGACAGAUCUUCACGCGGAUACAAGAUACAUAAUCUGUGUGACUGCUGAGCACAAUCAUGGACUGGCUGCCAUGUCAAAAUCAAUGAGAUUCCGAACGAAGAAAUGGUGGGGAGAUGAGGAUAGUACAUGUCUUCGAAUACCAGGAACAAGUCAUCGACUAUCGAUUGCAUCGGCUAUCAGCACACUCACAGCUUUGCGGUAA
Messenger RNA from Caenorhabditis remanei, 1845 nucleotides. RefSeq lists its product as uncharacterized. NCBI's taxonomy places the organism in Eukaryota, Metazoa, Nematoda, Chromadorea, Rhabditida, Rhabditidae. Bases 1 to 1845 code for a protein of 614 amino acids. Gene Ontology annotation, cellular component: membrane. The transcript is spliced from 11 exons. The record is from RefSeq and is a predicted model, not a curated record. Gene Ontology annotation, biological process: stabilization of membrane potential; potassium ion transmembrane transport. Gene Ontology annotation, molecular function: protein binding; potassium ion leak channel activity.